This is a messenger RNA of Cotesia glomerata, 1591 nucleotides long. RefSeq lists its product as uncharacterized. Gene Ontology annotation, cellular component: plasma membrane. The transcript is spliced from 6 exons. Lineage: Eukaryota; Metazoa; Arthropoda; Insecta; Hymenoptera; Braconidae. The record is from RefSeq and is a predicted model, not a curated record. Gene Ontology annotation, molecular function: odorant binding; olfactory receptor activity. Gene Ontology annotation, biological process: sensory perception of smell; detection of chemical stimulus involved in sensory perception of smell. The coding region runs from base 338 to 1468 and encodes 376 amino acids.
AAUGUCUUGUAGAAUUGAUUUAGAUACAAAGGCUUGUAGAAAUUAUUCUUAGGGACUAAAAUAACCAACUGCAACUUUGUUCUAACGGCAGUAAAUUCGAAGGAACAAAGCUUAUUGUUAGAAUAAAGGAGAUCGCGGUUUCUAACGAGGGUUAAAAGCAUUAAUUAUAGGUUCUAUUAACUCCAACAUUUAAAAUGUAUGGUAUCAACCCUUUCGAAUACACUAUUUCCGCGUUAGCGUCAUUACUUAUUCAUACGUUAACUACUAAGCGGUUGGCAGCUUCAGGAGCCUGGUUAUUGUUAAUAAACUCACGCAAGAGAGAACAGCUCGAUUAGAAAUGGAAGUAUCGACUAGAAGUCGCGGCUUUAAAAUGACGCCGGAAAAAGCCGUCAAGUAUAUUAAGAUGAGUGUUUUUUUGUUAUGCAUGUGGCCGCCGUUGAGAAGCAAGUCAAAAGUUUUUUUCAAACUAUUCAUGUGUUUCUCGGUUGUGGUAGCUCUGGGAUUAUUGUUUCCUUUGAUAAAUUCAGUGUUUUACUUCAUCGACGACAUGGUAGUCAUUUUGAAAUCAAUUAUAUGUGGGGUGGUAACAAUUAAUUUUUUAAUAAAAUUUUUCAUCAUAAGGAUCUAUCACAGAAAAUUUGAGAGACUAGGGGCCACGUUGAACGAGUUUAUAAUGAACGCAAGUGACUCAAGCAUGUUAGUUUUCCAAAAAUACAUCGACAAGAGCUGGAAGUUCCAAUUUUUGAUGGUUUUCGGCUGGUAUUUUGCUGCUGGGGGAUUAGUAUUGGGUCCAUUGGUGCUCCCGCAAAAAUUUCCCAACGAUGCGGUGUAUCCGUUUUCGGUGGAGCAUCCCCUUGUUGCCAAAAUAAUUUAUGCGCAUCAGAGCUUUGUUGCCUAUCAGUGCGCUACGGGGUUGGCUAUGGACGGACAGGCAGCGUUAUUCAUGUGGUACCUCAAUGCCAAAUUUGAAAUACUUGUGUCGGAAAUAAAGCGAGUCAUCAAUAGAGAGGAUUUGUGCUGGUGCAUCAAACAACAUCAAGAGAUACUAUUAUUUGCCGACGAAUUAAUCCCACCAAUUCGCGCCCUUGCAUUUACAUCAAUAUCAGUGACGAAAAUUUUAAUGAUUUCUAGUGGGUUUUUCCUAAUUUCGGACGAGACUCUUCUAGUGAAACUUCAGUUCGUCAUAGUAGCAAUAUCCUCAACAUUUAACACAUUUUUAUACUCCUGGGCCGCAGAUGAUCUGAUAAAUAUUUCGGGACCGGCCUUGUCCAGUGAAAUUUUCAAUGGAUUUUGCCAUCACUCCCUGAAAAUGAAGAAAAUGUGUCUUUUAACAAUUCACAGAGCCCAGAAGCCAAUUGUGAUAAACAUUCCAGGUCUUCUCGCUACUCUUUCAAACGAAUACUACGCAUCAUUUUUAUCGACAGCGUUUUCGUGCUUUGCAACAAUUCGCGCUGUUAUCAACUCUUGAUUCAGGAAUGAAUGACAAAAAAAUGUUGAUAUCUGUUGAAGUAGUAUAUUACAAUGCUUGAAAAUUAUUGAUUAAUGUUAAACAUAACUUGCAUAAACUAUUAUUGAUAAUAGUAAUUUGAAA